Messenger RNA from Apus apus (common swift), 5503 nucleotides. RefSeq names its product forkhead box O1 (gene FOXO1). Gene Ontology annotation, cellular component: nucleus. Lineage: Eukaryota; Metazoa; Chordata; Aves; Apodiformes; Apodidae. Bases 214 to 2157 code for a protein of 647 amino acids. The record is from RefSeq and is a predicted model, not a curated record. Gene Ontology annotation, biological process: insulin receptor signaling pathway; regulation of transcription by RNA polymerase II. The transcript has 2 exons. Gene Ontology annotation, molecular function: DNA-binding transcription factor activity, RNA polymerase II-specific; RNA polymerase II cis-regulatory region sequence-specific DNA binding.
UGUUGCUUGUGCCGCAGCGGAGGGCAAGUAGCCGGGCAGGGAGUCGGACAGGGAGCCGGACAGGGGCAGGGCGGUAGGGCCGGAGCCUCGAGGGGAGUUGGCGGCCGCGCCGUCGGGGCCGCACCGGUCCGCGCCCGGAGCCUGCAUGGGGCGGCGGCGCUGAGCCCUGCCGCCCCGCUGCUGCUGCCGCUGCGCUCCCGCCCCGGCCCCGCCAUGGCCGAGGCACCGCAGCUGGUGGACAUCGACCCCGACUUCGAGCCGCUGCCGCGGCCCCGCUCCUGCACCUGGCCCCUUCCGAGGCCGGAGUUCAACCCCCCUAGCUCGGCCACCUCCAGCCCGGCGCCGUCGUGUGGCGGGCAGCCCGAGGGGUCGGCUGGUGCCGCGGCCGCUGCCGCCGCCUCGGGAGGGCUCACCUCGGACUUCAUCAGCAAUCUCAGCCUGCUAGAGGAGAGCGAGGACUUCGCGCCGCUGCCCCCCACUGCCGCUCCGCCGGAGGCGGCCGCCUGCCGCUGCGGGGACUUCCCGGCGCCCGAGCCCGGUUGCCGCCUCCACCCGCCGGGGCCGCCGCCGGUGCCGCCGGUACCGCCUCCCGUGGCCGGUCUGUCGCCGGGCCCGGUGACCGGACAGCCCCGCAAGAGCAGCUCAUCGCGGCGCAACGCCUGGGGCAACCUGUCCUACGCGGACCUCAUCACCAAGGCCAUCGAGAGCUCCCCGGAGAAGCGGCUCACCCUCUCCCAGAUCUACGAGUGGAUGGUCAAGAGCGUUCCCUACUUCAAGGAUAAGGGCGACAGCAACAGCUCGGCUGGCUGGAAGAAUUCAAUCCGUCAUAACCUGUCACUGCACAGCAAGUUCAUCAGAGUGCAGAAUGAGGGAACAGGGAAGAGUUCCUGGUGGAUGCUCAAUCCUGAAGGAGGAAAGAGUGGCAAAUCUCCUAGGCGACGAGCAGCAUCCAUGGAUAACAACAGCAAAUUUGCCAAAAGCAGAGGCAGAGCUGCCAAGAAAAAAGCAUCCCUUCAGUCUGGGCAAGAGGGAAAUGGUGACAGCCCUGGGUCGCAGUUCUCAAAGUGGCCUGCGAGCCCCAGCUCUCACAGUAAUGAUGACUUUGAUAACUGGAGUACAUUCCGGCCUAGAACUAGCUCGAACGCUAGUACCAUUAGUGGAAGACUUUCUCCAAUUUUGCCAGAGCAAGAUGAUCUUGGAGAGGGGGAUGUGCACUCCAUGGUAUACCCAUCAUCAGCCACCAAAAUGACUUCUACUCUACCCAGCCUUUCAGAGAUGAGUAAUUCCGAGAACAUGGAAAAUCUUUUGGAUAACCUUAAUCUUUUGUCACCUAAUACAUCAAUGACUGUGUCAACCCAGUCUUCAUCUGCUACCCUGAUGCAGCAAACACCAGGUUACUCGUUUGCCUCCUCGACCACAAGUAUAGGUUCACCAAAUCCAGACUACAGGAAAUUUACGUAUGCUCAAGCUAGCAUGAACUCUUUGCCCCAGAUCCCUAUGCAGGCUCUUCAAGACAGUAAAUCAAGCUAUGGAUCGAUGAGCCAAUAUAACUGUCCUGCAGGACUUUUGAAGGAGUUACUGACUUCCGAUUCUCCACCGCACAAUGAUAUCCUGGCACCAGUAGACACUGGCGUUUCCCAGGCUGGUGGCAGGGCGCUGGGCCAGGGUGUGCUGAUGGCCCCUAACUCGGUGAUGCCAACUUAUGGCAGUCAACAGCCCCACAACAAAAUGAUGAACCCUAACGCCCGCCCUCACCAAGGACAUAACCAGCCAACACCUGCAGUUAAUGGUCGUGCCUUGCCACACACAGUGAACACCAUGUCACAUACUUCAGGUCUAAACCGCUUGUCGACAGUGAAGACUUCGUUACAAGUGCCUAUGAGUCACCCAAUGCAGAUGAAUGCUAUGAACCCCUACGCCCCUGUUAACAGUUGCAAUGGCUAUGGAAGGGUGGGAAUUGUUUCCCUCCACCAGGAGAAGCUUCCCAGUGACUUAGAUGACAUGCUAAUUGAACGGUUGGACUGUGACAUGGAGUCGAUUAUCCGUAAUGACCUUAUGGAUGGAGAAACGUUAGAUUUUAACUUUGACAGUGUAUUGCCUAACCAAAGUUUUCAGCACAGCGUAAAGACAACCACACACAGUUGGGUGUCAGGUUAGGAUGUAGUAGGAGGUAAGCUGUGCUUUUUAUGAUAAAUCUGAAAAAGGAAAAAAGAGAUCUAAGAAUGCUUAAAAUCUGGGUGGUCUUCUGUCUUGGCAUGUGAAGUGCCUCACACUCAGUGACUUUCCAGUCCUUUAUUCAUUUGUAAAUCAAAUUUGUACCAUUGCAUUAGGAUUGCCAUGUGCCAACUUCUGUUACUUCUCGUGGAGUACUAAUAUUUUGCCAUUACUAUUUCCAACAAAAAACUUGCUGGUAACUAGCAAUUAUUGAAUAUAUUUUUCCCCAUUUUAAGUUAUCUUAAAGCUAGUUUGAGCAUACUUUAAUGGUUUUAAUAUUUUGGUGUGACUGUUAAUUUCUUCUUUCUGUUGUUUUGUGUUUGUGGCUUUUUUUUUCUUUUUUUCUUUUUUUCUUUUUCUCCUAGGUUACGGUUAAAUUCUCCAGACUUGUCUGACAGCAGGAACUGAGAAAAGCAGUAAAAAGAUGUCCUUCACCUUCCUUUUAAAUUUUCUUGACAAAGCUGUGCACAUGCACUAGCUUUCUUUGGGGUCUUUUUUUUUUUUUUUUUUUUUUUUUUUUUUUCUGUUUUCUUCCUUUCGUCAGAGUUGGCAGCAGAGUAUUUUCCUGUACAGGAUGUUUGCCCAAGGUUUGCAGGUUUUGUGCUGCUGUAGAUAAGAACUGUACCAUUGGAAGUUCCAUUACUCUGAAGUGCCAAAUUCACUACACCAUAUAAUCACAGCAAAGACUCUUACUCACAUCAUCGUGUGCUUUUGGUUUUGUACAGUAUGGUAUGUAGAAGAAGAAUUGUUUUUUAAGACUAUCUGUUAUGGUCCAAGAAAAGUUUAUAAACUUUUGUAAGAAUACUGUGAUGAUCUCAUGCCCUACGUAAGUUUAACCUUUGUUGAUGUUACCUGUGUUUUAUGAAUUGAGAGAACUGUGGACUUGCCUUGCAGCAGUACGAACUGCAUUAUUUUACUCAAAAUUGCCACACAUUUCAUAUGGGAACAGAAUAGCCUGAUAAAUAUGAUCUUACUAAACUCACUGACUAUUCAGAGCAAACAGUAGGUUAAAUGCCAUUUGAUAAGUUACCUGUAUUAAUGUAAAUUUAUGCAAGAAUAUAUCUGGAUUUCAUUGUCAGACUAAUGACUUUAUUGUUGGACUUAAGAUAAUUUUUUGGAAUACCUUCCAAGCUAUUUUUCUUAUAAUUAAAGUCUACUUUUGUUACAUAGGCAACUUAAAAAGAAAAAAAAUCUGAGACCUGACAGCGUUCAUAACCUCUUCAUUUUGUACAGUAUUUUAACUGGAUUAAGUACACGUUUUUAUAAAUUUCCCUAGCACUUGGGAGUGCUAAUAAAGGAAAAGCUUAAUAAGUAUCUUGAAUACAAAAAAUUCCUGUCCCUUUUUUGUUGUGUGAUGUAUAAAUAUAGAUAACUUCUUGUUUAGGAAAUAUUUAAUCAGUUUUAUAUAAGCAUUUUUAGAAAUGUCAUCUGCUUCUACUAUCAUUUUAACUCUGACUACCACAAAGUGUUAAGUAUUCAUUGUUAAACGCUUGUACAAUGCUUCACAUUUAUAUUUAUUUCACAGAGGUCUCAUAAUGUUUGUGCACUCAAGAGCAGGACUAUUUGGAGAAAAUCCAUCAUUUUAGAAAAAUUAAUGACAAAAUUCUCAUUUUUCUUAAUUAGCACUAGUUUUAGGGCCUGACAAUGUUUCUGUUAUAAAGCAUUAUGCUUGCAGAGGCAAAUGUGCUACUUUUCAGUGAGAGGCAAAAAGUUUUCUGACCUAUUUUACCCUAUUACAGGGCAAAACAUUACUUUUUUAAAAAAUAAGAAAAAUGAAGUAAGUGGCAAAGCUGUAUAAAUACAUGACCUCUAGGGCAGGGGACAGCUUUAAUGACAGAGGCCUUGCUCCGGUGGAAAAACCUGCUCUUGUUGGAGAGCCACACUCACAACUACCUAAGCUUUUUCAGGAUUGGGUCUUGGCUAAGUAACUUCUGAUUUUUCAAAAUCGCACGAUUUAGUUUUCAUGGAUGUAUGGAUAAUGGGCCUUACCUGUCUUUUCACUGGUUGCUACACAUGGUUUGUUUUCUAGAAGUCCUUGGAGCUUUUUUAUGCACCGACAGGAUGAACAGGUUUUUUUUCUAAGGCUGGCUGUUGUGAAGAAGGGGAGAAGAAAUAAAAACAUUUUUACCAAUUUUUCCUUUGUCUAUGUAGCCCACAACUGCAAAGUGCUCUAAUAGAAACUUAUUUUCCCUGUAGUGAGGGCUACAGUGGAGAAAGAACUGGAAUGUGCCAAGAAAAUGAAGUUUAGUAACAAGCCAUAUAUUUAAUGAACCAAUAUAUCUUUCCUAGUGCUCUUCAACAUAUUUAUUGAUGUGUUAGCAUUUAGCUCCCUAUGGGGCUUAAAAUCACUACUAAUUACAGCUGGUCCUACUUUUUUUGAUAUCCUAUUACUCUUGUCAGCAGUUCCAGAGGCUGAUGUUAAGCUGUCCUGUGAUACAGAAUCUCCCCCAGUGUGAAAUCUGUCUUUGAACUUCUGCUGAGCAAAAUGAAAUGUUCCUAGUGCGGAAGCCUUGAUGAAGCAACCUGCUUUUACAGGCAAAUAUCUCUAGUAGCAUCUUCACCAUCACAUUCAUGGUCUCUGAAAUGAGGUGGGAAAUCCUGGCAGUGGAGCAAGCAGAGGGCUCACAUAUGGGUUUCUGAAGAUCCUUCUUUCUGCUGCGUGUGCAAAAAUAUUUGCUCCCAAAUGGGUACUGAUAUGCAUAGGCCAAAGUUGUAGUAAAAUUCACAUCUGCGUGCAAAGAAAACAGUGCUUAAUGCUAUACUCCAUGGUGUUACAGCUGAACAUGCUACAUUAAACAAUAUACCUCCUAUUUAUUAUCUACUGCUACUGUGUAACUUGCUGUAUACAGGUAUUUUCUUCAUUUCCUUUUAUAACUAUGAAUAACAUAAAUGUAGCCGUUCCUUAAUUACAACCGUCUGUAGGAAGCUCCUUUUCAUCAUUAGGAGAAAGUAGUUAGAGAUAAUCAGAGGUUUGGGCUGUGUGGUCAAGUUUUUUUGUUUUAGGGUUGUUGUUUUUUUUUUGUGGUGCCAUUCUAAUGUUUUGCAAUUGUAAUUCUGGAAUACUGUGAAGUCUGUUGAAGGGGUAUAUUUUCCACCUUGAAAACAAACAUUAUGUGACCUCUAAUAAUAAAUCCUUUUUCAGUAAAAGUACCAAGUUUCUGGAGUAACUUAGUUUGUCAGAAUUGUUGUAAAUGAUUGGUUUGUGAAUUGUGCAGAUGAUCUUACCUAUGCAGCCUUGUUUUUGACUUUUCUCUGGUUUGUACUGUUAUUAAAAGUUUAUUGUAUUAUA